UCCCUCAAAAGAAUUUCAUUGUCAGAUGCAUUGUAUGGCCUCGAGUAAAAUCACUCAUGAUUAAAAUGUGGCAAGACAGUGAAGUUCGAUUUGACACAUCAUUAUCUGAUAUGCAGAUGCGAUGUGGGGAGCUUCUGAUUGACAGACUCGAUAUGAUCGAGGAUACUAAGGGCAAUGCCGGUGACCAAGGGCGACUUCUUGUUUCUAAUUUGCGUAUAAUGUGGCAUUCAUUGUCAUUACCACGGAUUAAUUUGAGUAUUGGAUUCAGUACUAUCGUCAAUGUAUCAACAAAGGAUGUCAAUAUUGUACAUGGAGGUAUUGUUCAAGCACUUCACAUUUUAACAGCAUUCAAAAAUUGUAGGUAUGAAUUUAUUUUCACCAAUCUGAAUAUCAAAAGUACCAGGCACUACACAUCAGUCAUCGGAGUUUAUCGCGCGUAUACAUCAACAAAAAUGUAUAGAGAAUUAAAAUUGAGAGGUGGAUUCAUUCAUGAUAAAAGACUAACAACAUUUCCAUUAGAAACUGUUAAUAGUACAACUCCAGGUGUUUGGAAUCUGUCCACGGAACAGGGAAAUGUAGGAACGUUUGUAGUAACAAACGUUCGUGUAGUUUGGUUCGCUGAUAUGAAUCAUCAAUUUAAUGUGUCUUUGCCGUAUUUAGUAAUGGCCAGUGUCAAUAUAAGAGCCUCAAAAUUUGGGCCAACAUUAGUCCUAAUAAGCACCGAAUCGAGUGGUGGAUAUGUAUUAGGAUUUCGGGUCGAUCCGAUCCAAAAACUUCAUAUCUUACAUAAGGAAAUUACGACAAUGCGAUCUGCAUACGAGAAAUCUCCCAUAUUUGGGGUGGAGUACACCUUUGAGCAUGAGGGUAUAGUGGAACCAGAGAUGAAGGAGGCCGAUACAAAAGAGAUGCAGGAAAGUGAAGACGAAAUAUCAAAUGUUUUUGGAUUAUAUUUCACGAAUGACAAUUCAAUCCAGAGGAAACCUAAUGUAUGUUCUUACCUGGGGCUAGCAGCUGAAGAGCCACGAGAGGGAACUUCUCUUCAAGGGCUUUGGGAACUUCUUCCAACCACAUGAUGAUAAUUAAAAUCCAAAUGAAAAA
This is a messenger RNA of Diachasma alloeum, 1098 nucleotides long. It is a transcript of the gene BBS5, whose product is annotated as Bardet-Biedl syndrome 5 protein homolog. Bases 57 to 1073 code for a protein of 338 amino acids. Gene Ontology annotation, biological process: intracellular transport; cilium assembly. The record is from RefSeq and is a predicted model, not a curated record. Gene Ontology annotation, molecular function: phosphatidylinositol-3-phosphate binding. NCBI's taxonomy places the organism in Eukaryota, Metazoa, Arthropoda, Insecta, Hymenoptera, Braconidae. Gene Ontology annotation, cellular component: BBSome; ciliary basal body. The transcript has 7 exons.